Messenger RNA from Daucus carota subsp. sativus, 409 nucleotides. RefSeq lists its product as uncharacterized. The transcript has a single exon. NCBI's taxonomy places the organism in Eukaryota, Viridiplantae, Streptophyta, Magnoliopsida, Apiales, Apiaceae. Bases 105 to 317 code for a protein of 70 amino acids. The record is from RefSeq and is a predicted model, not a curated record.
ACUCAAUUAUUAACUCCUACUAUACUACUAAACACUUGAUACUUGCCAGCAAAAACAAAUCUUGAAGUGAGUGGUGGCGGUGGGGGAGAUCUUAGGGAAGAAAAAUGUCAGAUUGGGGGCCAGUGUUUGUGGCAGUGGUGUUGUUCAUACUGUUAACACCAGGUCUGCUACUGCAGAUUCCUGGCCAUAACAAGCUGGUUGAGUUUGGUAGCUUCAGGACCAGUGCUGCUUCCAUUUUGGUUCAUUCCCUUCUUUAUUUUCUUCUCAUUUCUCUCUUUUUGUUAGCCAUUGGUGUUCACUUGUAUGUUGAUUCUUGAUUCUUGCAUCCCCUUAUAAUUACUCUGUAUUACUCAUAUAUGUGUUGUGUGUGUAUAUUAAUGGGAAUGUGAUUACGUUUUCUUUUGCUAAA